Molecule: messenger RNA, 2972 nt
Organism: Betta splendens (Siamese fighting fish)
Lineage: Eukaryota; Metazoa; Chordata; Actinopteri; Anabantiformes; Osphronemidae
Gene: mpp2b
Product: MAGUK p55 scaffold protein 2b
Exons: 13
Coding region: 341-1984 (547 amino acids)
Cellular component (GO): cell-cell junction; plasma membrane
Molecular function (GO): protein binding
Source: RefSeq, a predicted model, not a curated record
ACAGCACGAGCAGCCGCGUUUGUUAUCAGAAAACCCCUCGUGGGCCUCCUGCGGGCAACUGGAUCAGCGCGCGCACACGCACGGCAGCCAAUCGGCUUUCAAUCAAUGGAGCUAUUUGUGAGCGCGCGCGCGAGGCGUUUUAGGUAAAGUCUCGGUAAAGAUAGUUUUGUGUGGGCUGCUUUUGGCGUCGUUCUCGGACCCGCCAGCGACUGCGAGUCUAGCGGUGCCGCACGUCUCUCCACCUGCGUCUCACGCCGAAGAGGAGGCAUCCGGAUAGAAGGUGACCGGGCAGCUGACCUAACGAGUUUGUUGCGGAUACUGGAAGGAACGGAUUUUCAAAAUGCCCGUGGCAACAUCCAGCUCUGACUCCGCUAUGCACCAGGCCCUGGACACGCUGAGCGACAGCACAAGCUCCACUACUGCUAACGACCUGGACCUCAUCUUCCUCAAAGGCAUCAUGGAGAGCCCAGUGGGUCACGAGCGCUUUGAGGAGCCGAAGCUGGAGGCUGUGAGGGAGAACAACGUAGAGCUGGUCCAGGACAUUCUCAAUGAGCUGGGCCCGUUAGCGGACAGCAGCCAGGCGGCCGAGGAGCUCGUCCGCAUCCUGAAAGAACCACACUUCCAGUCCUUAUUGGAGACCCAUGACUCUGUGGCGUCCAAAAACUAUGAGACCCCGCCUCCCAGCCCCUGCUCCUUCAUGGACCCAGCCCUGAACAACCAGCCCGUUCCCCCAGAUGCAGUCAGGAUGGUGGGCAUCCGUAAGGUGUCUGGUGAGCACCUGGGGGUGACAUUUCGAGUGGAGAGCGGCGAGCUGGUGAUCGCCAGGAUCCUCCACGGCGGCAUGAUCGACCAGCAAGGCCUGCUCCAUGUGGGUGACAUCAUCAAGGAGGUCAAUGGCAAGGAGGUGGGCAACGACCCCAAAGUGCUCCAGGAGAUGCUGAAGGAGGCCAGUGGGAGCGUGGUACUGAAGAUCCUGCCCAGCUACCAAGAGCCGCACACGCCGAGACAGGCCUUUGUGAAGUGUCACUUUGAUUAUGACCCAUCCCACGAUAACCUGAUUCCCUGUAAGGAGGCAGGACUAAGCUUCAGCAGUGGGGACAUUCUUCAGAUCUUCAACCAGGAGGACCUCAACUGGUGGCAGGCUUGUCACAUAGAGGGGGGCAGCGCGGGUCUAAUUCCGAGCCAGCUGCUCGAGGAGAAGAGGAAAGCAUUUGUGAAGAGAGAUCUGGAGCUCGCUACCACAGGCCCUCUGUGUGCAGGAAUGGGUGGCAAGAAGAAGAAAAAGAUGAUGUAUUUGACUACAAAGAACGCAGAGUUCGAUCGGCAUGAGCUGCGGAUCUAUGAAGAGGUUGCCAAAGUCCCACCCUUCAGGAGGAAGACGCUGGUGCUGAUCGGUGCACAGGGUGUCGGCCGACGCAGUUUGAAGAACAAGCUGCUGGUGUCUGAUCCCCAGCGGUACGGCACCACCAUCCCCUUCACCUCCAGGAAACCAAAAGUGGAUGAGCGGGACGGCCAGAUGUACUCCUUCAUGACCCGAAAUGAAAUGGAGUGUGACAUAAAAAACGGCCGUUUCUUGGAGCACGGCGAGUACGAUGGGAACCUGUACGGAACGAAGAUCAACUCUAUACACGAGGUGAUAGAAACCGGAAAGAUCUGCAUCCUGGAUGUCAACCCACAGGCACUCAAAGUCCUGCGGACGUCAGAGUUCCUGCCCUAUGUUCUGUUCAUUGAAGCUCCAGACUUUGAGGUCCUCAAAGCUAUGAAUAGGUCAGCAAUAGAGUCAGGAGUGGUCACGAAACAGUUAACGGACUCUGAACUAAAGAGGACAGUGGAUGAGAGUGAGCGUAUUAAGAGAGCCUACGGACAUUACUUUGACCUCUGCAUCAUAAACGAUGGCCUGGAGGCGGCGUUCCGAAGUCUGCGGCUGGCACUGGACAAACUGUCAACGGAGCAGCAGUGGGUGCCUGUCAGCUGGGUCUUCUAAGGGACACGGAGGCCUCGCAGGCACGGUGCCAGAGCCAAAGGUUGGAGGACGGCUAACAUGCACAGCUCCACUGGGGCUGUCUCCAUGCAUUUGUUGAUGGUAAGGGUCCGCAAUGAAGGGCAGAGAGUCACGUUUCACCGUUAAUGACCAGCCUCACGCAGAGCUGUUUUGUAUAAACUUAGUGUUCUUCUGUUGAGCCCAAUAUCAAAUUGUAUUUUGUUUGUUAGAACCGAAAUUCUCUUGGUAUUUAGAGUUGAUUAUGAGGUUUAGUGCAAUAGUACGAGUGUGUAUACAACAUCAUAAACGUGGAAAUAGAGUUAGAGUAAUGCAUAUGUUUUGCAGAUAUCAGUGCUCUGUUGGAGGUUUUCUUUGAAGGAUAUUAAAUACUUAAUGUAGAGUAAUGUUUACAUUGGCUCUGUAGGACAGAUAUGUCAAAGAAAGGUACAAAAUGUCGGAUUUGUAUUGAAGUCUCUUUAUAUUUUAGUAUCUGAUCAUACAGAAUGAUUGUAUGUGUUCAGACAAUUUGUGCAUCUUGUUCGUCCCCAUUCAUUUAAACAAACAAGCAAUAGAUACUAUUAAAACAUAUAUACAUGCAAUCAUGCAAUACAUUAGCUCACGCACACUGAUCUAUACUGAUACAUAAUAUAUGUAGACAAAAAACACAGAGUCGCUAACUGCUGGUUUUCUGUCCCCUGCUGGUAAAACCUCUGAUCCAGUGAAGGGAUCCCAGUGUUCGACCACUGUAGCACUCAACCUAUUUAAUGGUUACCCAACAUUACAGGCUGGAAGGCUGGUGGAGGUCGUCGCGUUUGUUGUGUAUGAUUCACAAAGAGUAAACACAUUUACCAGUGUCUUCUUAUUCAUACUUACUUUUGCCUUAACAUUGUUAAAAAGCCAAGGAAUCGCUCUAUUUUUUCAUCAUGGAAUGCGUCAUUUCUAUCACUGUACAUGUUCCAUCUUUGAAAAUAGUAAAAAAAUGGCAACUUUA